AGACGGAGGACGGAUGGAAGCGGAUGGCAGGAUCGAGUCGUAUCAACAGGGUCUUAGAAGAGGUUACGGGAUUGGGAGGUCAAGGAAUGGGACCGUAAUCAGGGAGCAAGAUGUCAAAUAUCAUCAACACGAAUCGCAACGUCACCAGCGGCCACAUCUCGGAAACGUAAGUUUCAGAUUCCCCUGUGGCCUGGAGAUGGUGUUGCCAGAGCUCCACUGCCGGGCCUGAACUUGAUAUCGCCCGCUUGCAAAACGAAGUUCCUGGCCCUAACGCCCUGCGCUUCAUUCUCCCACAUCCCCACUGCCAGGCCUGAUCUGGACUGAUCUGGACCAACCAGGUGCAGCAAUCACAACGGCCCCGCGCUCCAUGUUGCCAGAACUUCAUUGCCGGGCGCAGUGGAGAGGACAGGAUUAAAAGCCCGCACGUCAUCGGCGUUGAGAUGGUAAUCGUCAAGGCUGCCGCACGGACACACACACACACACCAUCUUCUGUCAAACUUGCUGUUGGGAUUCCUCCCGGAGUUCUGUUUUGGCCGCCGGCGCGGUGACGCUCGGCCCGGCAGCGCGCCUGCCUUGGGCACGAGGCAGGCUCCGCCCCAAACGGCCAAAGCCGUUUUGGCCGCGCGAUGUGCCGCACCUGCUCCCCUCCUUGCGGGCGGCCAGCACCACGACGGCCUCUGGACCCCCCACGACGCCGACCUGGACGAGGAGGAGGAGUGUAGAAGGGAAGAGGAGGAGGAGGAGGAGGAGGAGGAGGAGGAGUUGCCUCAGCGUUUCCUGACGCCCACAGUCGGGUGGAACGCUCAAGCUCGGCAGGGGGGAUGGCGGAGGGCCUCCUCACGCCUCCGCGGCCGCCACCGAGACCCGUCGAUUGGGGUGCAAACCCCUCUGGAUCCGCGCAAGGUUCUCGCGGCCCUUCCGAGUCUCUCCCCCGCAAGCCCCUGAGAGGUUGCACGGGUUGAUGGUGGCGGUGCGCCCGCACCGAGCACAAAAGACCAAGCCGGGGCGGGACCACAGCUGCAAAGAAUGGGACUCGUGCAGCCUCUUUCAUCUCUACCCAACUCUCCCCGCCCGCCCCACGAAUGAUGACAGCAGGGUGCCUGUCGGGACGCCCUGCCAAGGCGAAUGAUGACAGCAGGGUGCCUGUCGGGACGCCCUGCCACCGCGUGGCAGGCGGUGGCGCGUUCGGCCUCAAGCGUGCUGGCAGCCACGAGCUUGUGGUACAGCGCGCAGGCCCACUGUCGCCCCGCCCGGACCAGAAGAGUGAGCGGAUGACGACGGAACCUUCUGGAGAGCGGGCUCGGGGGGACGGAGGGGGACGGAGGGGGACGGAGGAGGACGGAGGGGGACGGAGGAGGAGGAGGAGGAGGAGGAGGAGGAGGAGGAGGAGGAGGAGGAGGAGGAGGAGGAGGAGGAGGAGGAGGAGUUUCCUCAGCGUUUCCUGACGCCCACAGUCGGGUGGAACGCUCAAGCUCGGCAGGGGGGAUGGCGGAGGGCCUCCUCACGCUUCCGCGGCCGCCGCCGAGACCCGUCGAUUGGGGUGCAAACCCCUCUGGAUCCGCGCAAGGUUCUCGCGGCCCUUCAGAGUCUCUCCCCCGCAAGCCCCUGAGAGGUUGCACGGGUUGAUGGUGGCGGUGCGCCCGCAUCGAGCACAAAAGAUCAAGCCAGGGCGGGGCCACAGCUGCAAAGAAUGGGACUCGUGCAGCCUCUUUCAUCUCUACCCAACUCUCCCCGCCCGCCCCACGAAUGAUGACAGCAGGGUGCCUGUCGGGACGCCCUGCCACCGCGUGGCAGGCGGUGGCGCGUUCGACCUCGAGCGUGCUGGCAGCCACGAGGAGAACGAGGAGGACGACAAGGAGAACGAGGACGACGACGACGACGACGACGACGAGGACGAGGAGGGAGAGGGCGGCCGGAGGCAGCUUCUGUGCCCCCCGGGGCCCCUCGGAGCCGCUGCGUGCAGCUCGGCCGACCGGCGCGGCGACGCCAUCAAACCGCCAGGCCGCUGGACUUCGUCGUCGUCGUCGAGUGAGACGAAGAGGAACGAGAGGAGAAAGAGGAAGAGCAGGACGUUAGGGCAUGUACCCAGACCGCUUUCGCCAGUGCGCAGCGUACAGCGAAGGGUUAAAAGCGAAACGAAUUCAACUGUUUAAAAUCUGCGUUUAAACAGUCGAUCCUCUCAGUGAGGCCGUCCUUUGCGGAUCCGACUGAAUAUACAGGUUAAAUUAGCCAUGCAAACAACUGCUCAAUGUUUAUCCCAGCUGAUCCUCUCAGUGAGGCCGGACUUUGCGCCUCCAGCUGGUUUAAACACAAAAGUUGAACAGAUGUUUAGCUGCACGCUGCCAAGCUGCUGGGAGGAUGUGGAAAGGAGAGAAAACAGGUUACCUCGCAUGCGACAUCACCUACCGUUUAGCGCCUGGCCCGCGAGCGCGAACAUCUUGUCUACCUGUUUAGCGGCGGUCGCGGGCGCGUGAGCGCACUUCCAAGGCUUUCGCAGAUCCAAUCAUAACUGUCACUGUAACGGCGCGGGAUGGAAAGCUGCAGUCCUACAAAAAAACACUCGUACAGAGGAGACACAAUGGCCAACCCAGAGGCAAAACGCGCAUAUAAUAUGUGAGCCACUGGCAGAGUAGCAGCUCAUGGCAGCAGCCUCGCAGUGCACCGUGCACCGCUAAGGUUGCACUUAGAAGAAAGGACGGGGCUGAGAGAAGACAUGGAACAGGAGGAACCCAGAAGCCUCCAUGUAGGCUCGACUGCCCGAGGCGCGAGCCUGGCAAUGCAGUCGCUCCCGAUGGAGCACAGGCCCAAGAAGACACGAACGCAAAGCUAGGUAACUAUGGCUGCGGUGGCAGCCUGGUGCUCGAUAGAGCAGCAGCUUAAUUCAUAGUGCUCCGGAAGCCUCGGAAAAAUGGGACGCUGCACAAAGCGAAAUCACUUGUCACUGCAGGCGCAACAAGGAUCCGAGCACAGAGCAAGCUUCUCAAACGCAGAGGCGAAAACUUAAUGACCAUGCUGCGAAGGAGUGGUGCUGCAGCAUUUGCAGCCACCGUGCGGAGUAGG
Molecule: messenger RNA, 3060 nt
Organism: Prorocentrum cordatum
Lineage: Eukaryota; Dinophyceae; Prorocentrales; Prorocentraceae
Source: the annotation of a GenBank genome assembly